AUGAGUUUUCGAGAACUCUGUAAUGACUUUUGUGUCAGUCAGGCAAAGAGUGUGAAGUACCUUGAAAGGGCCGCACAAGAGGUGACUUUACCCAAAGAUUCUCCAACAAACUACCCCAAGUUACCCUACGAUGUGUCUAUUUAUAUCAAAAAGCUAAGUCUGUUUCUUUUUGAAGUGGCGAAUCGUCAAGACGAUCCCAGGCUUCAAGUCUGUGAGGUACUCAAUCGGGUGGUACUCAGCAACGAGGAUAUCCACAACGCAGUUCGAAGAAUCUCGGAGGUGAUCAAGGGGCUGGAUCAUGAAAUCAUACAGCUUGAACAGGUUUUCGCCAUGGUAAUUGAAAAUUUCGGUCAGGGUAUUUUUGCAUUGGCCAAGGGUGCUGGUCGACCAGGCAAGAGUCAGGAAAGUGAAAAUUACGAGGCAGGUCUAGCCAUGGUGAAGUUUUCCCAGAUGGUCAAUCCGCCAAGGCCAAAAAGAGAAGAGCUCAGGCAAGUCGAUCCGUGGAACGUUCCGUUGAACAGUGCUUGCGAUGUACGGAUCACCACGACCAAGGCUGGAAAGGAAUCGCCCAAGAUUCAAGGAAAAGGGUCCAAAAGGGCAGACAUGAAGCAGGCAAUUGGACGUCUUCAGCGGCUCAAGGAAGUCCCAAAUCCAGGCAAAGCGGCUUUCGACAGCCCAGGCCCUUUUUCAGAUUUAAAGCGUCUCGAGAUAUCCGUUCUGGAGCAGCUCUAUGUGGUGAUGAAUUUCUGUGAAGACCAGCUACGGUUUGCGCAUUGGUGGCUGGACUUUCUUGGAGGCCACAAGUACGAUUACUGCUAUGAACAGUACAUUGAAAAAUGCCGCUGGCAGGCACAAAACUCGGGACGCUAUAUUCAAAGAUUGGCCCGGCUACGUCAGCAGGUGGCCACCAUGGUUGGUUUUUUCAGCAGUAGGCCAAUUGACAAGGCUGAGGUUGACGAAUUCGCUCAGCUUGUUACGUCUAGUCUAGUUAUCUCCUCGGCCGAAUGGUACGAGCAGAUGGCCAUUGGGUUUAGUGGAGCGCUGUGGAGCGAGAUAGAGAGGGAAUACGGUGCUGCCGUGCUAGCCACUGAGCGAUGCUUGUCCAUGGAAGUUGACGAUGGCAGUAAGAGGAAGGUACAGAGUGAUCUGUCUGAUUUAAAGUGA
This is a messenger RNA of Candidozyma pseudohaemuli, 1164 nucleotides long. RefSeq lists its product as uncharacterized. The coding region runs from base 1 to 1164 and encodes 387 amino acids. The record is from RefSeq and is a predicted model, not a curated record. The transcript has a single exon. NCBI's taxonomy places the organism in Eukaryota, Fungi, Ascomycota, Pichiomycetes, Serinales, Metschnikowiaceae.